AUGUUGGGUGAGAAGCCUAAAAUAGCUCAAAUGAAGCAACAACUAGCUCAUUCUGAAAUGCGUUUGGAAAGUAUAAAGAAGGCUCAUGAUAAUGCUGAAAAAGCUGUUAAGAGUCUUGAUCAACAGAUAAAGGCAGCUGAAGCGAAUAUUAAAGAAAUUGAAAAACAAAAAGCCGAAUUGGAGAAAAAACUUUCUGAAAAAUCAAAGCGACAAGGAAUUAAUUUGAAUGAAGCGGAUGUUAAAGAAUAUCGUCGUUUAAAAGCAGAAGUUGAAAAACGUUGUACAGUUAUUGGAACAGAUUUGGAAAAUAAACGUGAAGAAAAAAAAUCGGCAGUAGAUGCAAAUGAAUUUGAUAGGCGUCGUUUACAACAAAAUCAAGAAAAAUUGGAUGAACGACAAAAAGUAUUAGAAACUGAUAAGAAAAAUUUGGAAGCACUUGAACAAACAGAAGAUCGGCAAAGAAAAGAUUUGGAAGAGGCAAGAAAGAAAUUGGAUGAGUUACAAAGGGAGGUUGCAAAUUCAAAAGAUAGGAAGAAAAAAUUGGAAGAGGAAUACAACAAAGUAUGUAAAGAAAUUGCUGAUGCACAUGGUGACCAUUCAGAAUCUGAAAGAAGCCGUCGUCAACACGAAGCUGUCGAAAAUUUAAAAAGAGUUUUUACUGAUAAAGUUUAUGGACGUCUUGUUGAUUUGUGCAAGCCUUCAAAUAAAAAAUAUAAUUUGGCCGUUACAAAAGUUUUUUUUCUUUAUUUUUUGAGUGGGGUGGCUUUCCCUUUGGUUUGGAUUUUUUGGGUUGAAAUAGUUUGGCUUUAGAGAUCAAAAUCGUAUCCGGAUUGUUCGGGAAGGCUUCCUUCCCCCUGGAAAGUUCCCUGGCAUGAUCUGGGAAAAAAAAGUUCCUGGCCGACUUUUUCCUUGGAAAGAUACGGGAAGGGGUCCCUAUCCUACUGGAAUGUCCUUGGAAGGUUUAAACGGGAAGGGGUCCCUAUCCUACUGGAAUGUCCUUGGAAGGUUUACUUUCUCACUUGAAUGACAUGGGAACUGUUCUUGUUCUUUUUCACCUAGAAAGACCUGGAAAAGAUUCCUUUCUCCUUGUUAAGUUAUUC
Molecule: messenger RNA, 1100 nt
Organism: Meloidogyne enterolobii
Lineage: Eukaryota; Metazoa; Nematoda; Chromadorea; Rhabditida; Meloidogynidae
Source: the annotation of a GenBank genome assembly